This is a messenger RNA of Menidia menidia (Atlantic silverside), 3659 nucleotides long. NCBI's taxonomy places the organism in Eukaryota, Metazoa, Chordata, Actinopteri, Atheriniformes, Atherinopsidae. The record is from the annotation of a GenBank genome assembly.
CAAAAUCUUGGCAUUUUUAUGCUGAAGCCGGAAAUCGAAUAUUAAUGUAGUGACUUCAGAAAGAGGCGCUUUGGUUAGGUCACGUGACUUGUGUUUACAGACAUCCGGAGAAACAUGGAGGACACCACUGGCAGUAAUCCCCAAUCUCUCGGAUUUACAGAAAAAUUGAAAUCGUGGCUCUCCUGGUCAUGGACUUACGUGUGCUUCAUAUGGUUCGGCAUGGUGCUGAUCAUGAUAUACGUCCUGUGGAGUCCGCUGAAACUGCAGGAAACUCUUACCUCAGCGUCAGUAUUUUUGAAUACACUCACACCCAAAUUCUAUGUGGCUCUCACUGGAACCUCCUCUCUCAUCUCUGGACUUAUCCUGAUAUUUGAGUGGUGGUAUUUUCGUAAAUAUGGGACCUCAUUCAUUGAACAAGUGUCCGUGAGUCACUUGCGUCCUCUUUUGGGUGGAGUGGAAAGCAGCUCCACGACAGGUCUGUUCUCUUCAGUUAAUGGAGAGGCAGAACCGAGACCCAGUGUCUCAGAAUGCAAGGUCUGGAGGAAUCCUUUGAAUCUUUUUAGAGGGGCAGAAUACAACAGGUACACCUGGGUGACUGGGAAAGAACCUUUAACCUACUAUGAUAUGAACCUCUCUGCUCAGGAUCAUCAGACCUUCUUUACAGGAGAUACGCAGCAGUUAAGGCCAGAGGAUGCGGUGAUGCAGAAGGCUUGGAGAGAGAGAAAUCCUCAAGCCAGGAUCAGAGCAGCUUACCAGGCCAUAGAAAUAAACCACGAAUGUGCUGCAGCUUAUGUGCUCCUGGCAGAAGAAGAAGCCACAACCAUCACAGAAGCUGAGCGCCUCUUUAAAAAAGCAUUGAGUAUUGCUGGGAAAGAUAUCAACUUACUGGUGUACAUUAAACGCAGACUGGCAAUGUGUGCACGCAAACUGGGGCGGAUUAAAGAAGCAGUGAAAAUGAUGAGAGAUUUAAUGAAAGAGUUUCCCUUGUUGGGAAUGCUGAAUAUACACGAGAACCUCUUGGAGGCACUUCUGGAGCUUCAGGCAUACGCUGAUGUCCAAGCAGUUCUUGCAAAAUAUGACGAUAUCAGCUUGCCAAAAUCAGCCACUAUAUGCUAUACAUCUGCACUGCUGAAAGCACGGGCUGUUUCAGAUAAGUUCUCCCCAGAAGCAGCGUCCAGGCGGGGGCUAAGCACAGCAGAGAUGAACGCCGUGGAGGCCAUUCACAGAGCUGUUGAGUUCAAUCCGCACGUGCCAAAGUACUUAUUAGAGAUGAAGAGCCUGAUCCUGCCUCCGGAGCACAUCCUGAAGAGGGGUGAUAGUGAGGCAGUAGCAUACGCUUUCUUCCACCUGCAGCACUGGAAGAGAGCGGAGGGAGCCUUAAAUCUACUACACUGCACCUGGGAGGGCACCUUCCGAAUAAUUCCCUAUCCACUGGAAAAGGGUCACCUGUUCUACCCCUACCCAGGAUGCACAGAAACAGCAGACAGGGAACUACUGCCCUCUUUCCAUGAGGUGUCUGUAUACCCAAAGAAAGAGCUUCCCUUCUUCAUACUCUUCACAGCAGGCCUUUGCUCCUUCACUGCCAUGCUGGCCAUGCUCACACAUCAGUUCCCUGAUCUCAUGGGUGUUUUUGCCAAAGCAUUCUUCAGCACACUCUUUGCACCACUGGGCUUCUUUGCAGACAAGAUGGAAAGCUUCAUGCCGGCCAGUUUUUGGCACCAGCUGACUCGGAUCUGAGCCCCUCUCUGUGGCACUCACACACAGACACACACACACACACACACACACAACGCAAACCCACACAAACACCAACACCACUCCAUGUUCUCUGACAAAAAGCUCUCCUGUCCUCAGCAUUACUGUCCACAUGCUGCAUUGUUAUUGAUUAUGUUGGCUGAAGUUGUAUCAACAUAGCAAAAGCACUUCUAAGAUGCUCUCCCACUCUGUUCCAGCUUCCAGAGCUGUUUCCCAAUAACACAUUUCGUGAAUACCGUUUGGUAUUUCACAGGGUCAUUCACUUGUUAACAUAAGUGAAUUAAAAUCUUUUCUACGUCCCACAAGUCUGGCUCUACAUUGAGAUUGUCCCUCAUUCAAAAAGAAAAGAGGCAAAACAGUGAAACUUGGAUGCCCUUAAUAAUUCUAACUCGUCCUCAAAUCAGAUUUCUGAUCUAGUGGCUGCAGUGCAAACAGCAACCCCUCAGCUCAGCACUUGUCCUCUUUUUUGUUUUAAAUAUGCUUCCCUGACAGACAAUGUAACAGCUCGCCCGGCCUAACUUUAUAAAAACACCUGUCGACGUCAAAUGUAUCCGCUUUCAUCUGAUCUUAAAAUGCAAUGUAAAACAGGGAGGAAUGUAGUCCAAUUGAAUUUAAUUCAACUGUUGCACCACCAUUCGUAUACUUUGUUGGACGGGUAUUACCUAAUCAGAGGCCACAGCAGCCCACAGCUGCUGGGUCUGGGAGAGAGGACGUCAAUCUGGAAAGUUUCAACUUCAUAGGAAAUCACCAAGAAAAUGGGAUACAAAUGUGCCUUUUUAGUACAACGUACUACUAAGUAACUGACGCACUGACCACACACGUUGGCCACCUCAUUGUUGAUGAGAAGUUUAGAACACGCUCUGCUUGAUUUGACUAAAUAUUUGCUAUCAAAUAAAGAACAAACUAAUUUGUUUAUUGUGCACUUGGUGCAUUACUGAAUAAGGAAAGAUAGAAUCAUGAUUUUAUGUAAUAAGAAAUUAGCUCUGUUAUUUCAUGAAAUGUUUGUUAUGCUGCAUUCAAAUUGGGGUUGUAGUAAUAAUACAUCAAUCCAUUUGCUAUAACCGCUUACAGCUGUCAUUGGGUGAGGGGUCCACACUGGACAGGCUGCCAGCCAAUCACAAGGCCACACAGAGACUACCAAUCAUCCACACUCACACUCACUCCUUGGGUCAUUUUGGGGUCAUCGUUAAACCUAACAUGCAUGUUUUUUGGACCCGUGCCACACAGAAAAGUACCAAGCUAGGAAACCAGGAAAUACAGAAUAGAGAAAUACAGAAUUGUCUGUUUUGUUUUGUUUGUUUUUUUCUGUUCUGCUUAAGUUAAUGACAGAACGAAUACAGCGUGCAGCUGAAACUACGGAACACAUGCUGAGGACAUGAGAAUGUAUUAAUAUGUGUUAUCACCCUGGGAUGGGUCUGUCGGGAAAACCUACGAUAAACGACUCUUCCACCAAGGCUUCCUCGCAUGUGUGAUCAUUUUCUACAAACGGAAAGAGCUUUAAUUUUGAUCAGCUGGCUGCAGAAUGAACUAACACGGUACUGCGGUCGCAGCCAGGGGCUAAUAUUUCUAUCAUAAUGUGAAAGUCUCCAGUCUUUAAAAAAAUCUCAUUUAAAAAGUUUGUGUAUAUUUUUUUUCAAACUCCUGCACCUCUCUAUUGGAUGUUUUAAUUUCGUUGGCGCCACGAUCAUAUUCCUAACUCCUGACUGGAGAGCAGCUGUAAUGAAAAUCUGAGUUGAGCUCUGUUGACGGGACCUAAAGUGCCAGAGCUUGGUCUGCGAGUGCGUGUCGAAACUUGAAUUGCUCGCCAGCCCUCAUGGAAGAGAGCUUCAAAGUCGGCAUAAGAGGGAAAAGAAUUACGAACAAAAAUAAAACAAAGGGUAUAUAAAGCAGCACUUUCAUUUGAG